Molecule: messenger RNA, 972 nt
Organism: Lactuca saligna
Lineage: Eukaryota; Viridiplantae; Streptophyta; Magnoliopsida; Asterales; Asteraceae
Source: the annotation of a GenBank genome assembly
AUGGGUUCAGAGGCCAAAGUUCUUUCACUUGAAGAGGUUUCAAAGCACGCUACAAAAGAGGAUUGUUGGCUUAUUAUUUCAGGAAAGGUGUAUGACAUUACACCUUUUCUUGAUGAUCAUCCUGGAGGUGAUGAAGUCCUAGUGUUAGCCACCAGGAAAGAUGCAACAGAGGAAUUUGAAGAUGUGGGGCACAGUCAAAAUGCAAGAGACAUGUUGAAAGAUUACUAUGUUGGUGAUAUUGAUGUGAACACUUUGCCAAAAAAAGGACAAUACUACAAGCCACCUUCAGCUUCUGGUUCAAAACAAGCUUCUGCUGGUGGAUCAUCCAACAACACUAUUGUAAUGUUGGUUCUACCUAUAAUCAUCAUGCUCUUGGCAUAUGCUCUUUAUUUUUAUGCCAACAAAAGAUGAUGUCAUCACCAUUGCUUGAAAUUGGUGUCAAGUCUUUUGCUAUUUUAAAAACUAUAGUUGCUCACAUUGUAAUUGAAUGAGGACAUGGUUUGUGUUUUUUUGAUGAACUGGGUUGUUUUUGGACCUUAAUGGCCUUUAUAUAAUGUUAUGUAGAAGGGGGACAUAAAAGGGUUGCUUUUUGAAGCAAUAAAACUCACUCAUAUAUUUGGUACCAGUCCCAAACAUUUUCCAUGGUUCCAACAUUUUAAUGGUUAAGAGAAUAUAAGAUUGUUCAACUGUUCAUAGACAGUUUCAUAGGAGGUUGUUUAGGGAUUGUACCAAACAACGUAUUGAAUGCUGAUCGAUUUAGAUGUGACCUUUGAAUGGUUCUAUUCAGAAGUUACCAAAACAAGCUCAUUUAUUCUAAUUAAGAGUGGCCGGAAACAGUGGUAGCAUUGUCUACAAAAACUAUGCCCUUCACAGUUUUGAUAUUAUUUUGUAGGCCAUCUUCUUUGAAAUGUAAAGCGUUAAAUCGUUAUGUUUGUUUUGAUAUUUUUUCAUAUAAAUAAAUUUGGUUUGUUG